Messenger RNA from Nematostella vectensis (starlet sea anemone), 6162 nucleotides. Its product is annotated as piggyBac transposable element-derived protein 4-like. The record is from RefSeq and is a predicted model, not a curated record. The coding region runs from base 608 to 1897 and encodes 429 amino acids. Lineage: Eukaryota; Metazoa; Cnidaria; Anthozoa; Actiniaria; Edwardsiidae. The transcript is spliced from 2 exons.
AAAAUCUAAAAUGGCGUCUUCGAGUAAGCGACCACGUAACGAUCAACAGCGAUGUACAGCUCAAGAAGUUGCAGAAAUUCUUAUGAAUGAAAAGAGCGAUGUAGAGAGUAAUGUGGGCAGUGAGGUAGGAGGGAUUUCUAGUGGUGAAGAGUCCGAGUUGGACCAAGAAAUGGAAGUAGGAAGUGAAGCUGAAUUGAACACGAGUUUUGGUGAUGAGGAGGCUCAUCCUGAAGGGACCUCGAGUAGUGAUGAGGGUGUGGAAGAAGAAGCGACAUCUUCGGUGAGAUGUUCGAGCGAGAGGACGAGGCGGAGGGCGAAGGAGAGGACGGGGAAGAGGCCAGCAGCGUAGGCAGUUGGCUACUGCCCAGCCACAGCAGGCAACCUCCUACAACAGCUAUGGAGAUGCUGACCAAGUGAACCAGCUCCCCGAUUUUGCUCCAAGUAGAAUUCCUGGGCUACAUUUAGAAGUACCACUACUGAGAGGAGCCAUGAAACGUGCGGUGGACUUCUUUCAGCUGUUUUUUACUGCCCACCUAGUUCAGCAAAUCAGUGCAAACACCAAUGCCUAUGCCUAUGCCAACAGCAGAAGCAGUCGUAUGCCAAUGAAAUGGGGGCAUGGAACGAUACAAACCCUGAGGAAAUCAAUCGACUUAUUGCCCUGAUUCUGUACUGUGGUCUUGUGAAUGUAAGCUCAUUCCACAGAUACUGGAACACAAAAACAUUAUAUCAUGGGCUAUGGGCAAGGGCAAUCAUGGCACGUGACCGGUUCAAGGCCUUGAUGGCCAUGUUACAUGUUGUCAAUCCAAUUGAAGAGGAUGAUCAUGACAAGCUGAGGAAAGUACGCAGUUUCCUUGACCAUUUCAAGGAGAGGGGCAAGGCAUUAUACCAGCCUUUCCAGAAUGUUGCAAUAGAUAAAAGAAUGGUAAAGAGUAAGCAUCUUUCAGGUAUGAGGCAGUAUAUAAAGAACAAACCAACGAAAUGGGGACUGAAGUUGUGGGUUCUGGCAGACAGUGCAAACGGUUACACUUAUGACUUUGAUGUCUAUGCCGGAAGACAGACAGUGAAUGCCCCAAGUACUAAUGGGCUUGCACAUGAUGUGGUCAUGAAGUUAUUAUCACCCCUACUCAAUCAGAAAUACCAUCUGUAUUGUGAUAACUUUUACACAUCAGUGACACUUAUAAAGGAUCUUUUCCUUGUGAAGACACCAGCUACUUGCACUGCAGCUGAAAAUAGAAGGGGGUUUCCAGAGGUUUCCAGAGAGCGAGGAAGUAUGAGAUGGCACAGAGAUGGUGUUUGCUUGGCACAGCAGUGGAAGGAUAACAGACCAGUCACUAUCUUAUCCUCCAUUGAAUGUGCCAAUGAUUAUGUAAUUGUUUCAAGAAAAGUGAAAUCCAGAGAACAGUGGACGAACAUUGAAGUGAGGCAGCCGAUGGCCAUCAACAAAUACAACAGCUAUGUGAAUGGUGUGGACAGAUCUGACCAGCUGAUGACAAAGAACAACGCUCUCUCAAAGUGCAGAAGAUGGUGGAAAGUCCUCUUCUUCCACAUGAUUGAUAUAGCUGUUGUAAAUAGCUAUAUUCUUUUCCAGCUUCACCGUGCCCAGAACCCUGACAACACAGCACUUUAUCGCCCGAAGAAGUACUCAGUUGCUGAGUUUAGAGAAGAACUAGUGAGACAGCUGGUAGGCUUAGAAGAGUUUGGUUUGUUUGAGUUUGAGACUGUCCACAUGCCAAUGAUGUCGGAUGUGAAGAGAAACUGUAAGGUUUGUUAUGCAACCACGGGAAAGGAACUAAAGGUCAGGACCUACUGCGAAGCACCACAAUGCCAGGCAUACCUGCACCUCACCAGCACCCAGAACUGUUUUAAAAUAUGGCACAGCAAGGAGUUCCAUGAGUAAGAGUAUUUAGUUAUCUAUAGUUUGCAAGGACAAUGCUGUGUACAGUUAGUAUUUCAUUACUUUUUUUUGUUUUUCAUAAUUUAUUUAGUGAAUACUAGCAAUUGUAAGCAAGAAAUGCUAGGCAGAAUAACACAAAGCUGAUUAUAAGUGUAUAAAAGACACUAUUGAACCAUGAUAUAGUGUUCUUAUUUUAAAUAUUGUUGAUAAUUCCAGAAAAAAAUAAAUUUUUAUUACCCGUCCCCUAAAUAGCAUAAUUUACAUAUGGUAAGCUUUUCUGCUGUAACUUUCUCUUCUUUUGUGCAUUAGGCUAGAAUUUAUAGCAAGUGUGUAUUAUAUGAUAGGGAACAAUUUUGUUUUCAACAUUUUUUGAUUGACUUGAUUUCAAGUGUAUAAUGUGAUAUUUUCUUGUAAAUAGUAUAUUACGUAACACCUUAAUUAGCAAAAAUCAAUACAAAAAAUAAUUAGUAACUGGUGAAAAAAUUAAAAAUGAGGGAACCAAUGUGUAGCCCAUUUUGUAAGCUUUCCAUAGACAUAUAGCACAAGUAAAUCGGAUAAAAGCAGAAGUGGCAGGAUAUUUUACAAUGAGAGACACAAAAAAUGGCCCAUUUUAGGGCAGGCACCAAAGGGUUAAAGGUUUACCGCGUCUCGUUUGCAUUGCAAAACAACCAACGACGGAAAGCUUUGUGAAGGUUAAUAAUACCAGGAUUAUGAAUAGACUCGAUCACUGCUUUAUUCAGUCGUUAUGGACCAGCAUUGGGAUAAAACACAUAAGUUUGUAUGUUGGAUUUAGCAGUUAUGUCAUAAACAUGAUUGCAAAAAAUAUAUAUAUAGGACGAUUAUAUACGAUUAUAUAUUUUGCCAUAAUUUUUUUUUUUCAGGGAAACAUAAUUGCAGAUGGUUAACAUUCUCUAUAGAGGCGAGGUUGGAGGUGGUUAACAUUCUCUAUAGAGGCGAGGUUUCGCUUCUGACUUUCGUCUAUGUUCUUGAAGAUUUUGGUUCGCUCAUGAUCAUUCAAUAAGCUCCAUUUUGUAUUUCCACACAACGCUUUUUAUUCUCCAGAAUUACAGAACCUCCAAAGAGGACAUUCUCUGAGUUUUGACCAACAAUUUGUAAAAUAAUUUAGUCCAUAUUGAUACGUCAUUCUCAACUCGAAUUGAUCUUGAAUCCUCUACAGACGAUAAGAUACAUUCACUAAAAGAACUUCUCUUGAAUGUGGAUACGUUUAAGCUGGUUAUGCUGGUAGAUUACUAGUGAUUUGUCGAUUACGAGUGAUAUGUCGUUUUUCUUCGUAUGAAGAGACGAUUUGCUGCUUUUUUUCUAUCCCAAAUAAACUUUCAGCAAACUUGAAAUUGUCGCGCGCGUUGCAAAAUCAUUAUGGCGGAAAUUAUAUAAAUUGUCAAAACACAGGGAGUUUGAAGCCGAUUUUUCGUAAAGUCAAUGAUUCUAGAUAAAAUAAAAACUAAAAUGCCGUUCUAAGGUAAAGAUCUAUAACUUCGGGAGUAAAAAUCCAGUUUUCUAUGGUCAUUUUACAAAUCAACUCACUACUUCGAACUUUGGAGGUGAGCGGUCCAGUAUCGCGGGGUGCGGAUCGUAGGAUAUCGGUACUCAAGUAGUCCAGCGGAUAUGUGCAGAUUUUACCUUGAAUUGCGCACUUUUUGCUAAAGUUAUCAAUUUUAACAUAGUGAUAGUUUUUGAUACCUCUUACAAGAUAGGCUAUAGAGCCAAGCUCAGUUCGGCUUUAAUUUCUGAUUAAUAAUGAAUAUUGAUUUGGCCGUCAUUUUGAACCGGAAGUAAACUAACUUUUUCCAAAAAAAUAAAUAAACUCGCACACUUUAUUUAAGAAAGUUUACUCAUAGACAAAUAAAAUAUAAUUCAGAGACUGCAUCUAAACAAAAGAGUUCUCAAAGUAACAAGAUUUUUUUAAUUUUUGUAACUUUUACGGCGACAGCGAUUUUGAACCGGAAGUAGUCAAGAGUAAAUACUGGCACGCUUGUUUCACUUUGCGCCUUUAAACAAAAAUUAAAAAUUACUUGUUUCAGGAAUAGUUUAGGGUCAUCUUUUCAAGAUAAGCUAUGGAGCCAAAAAAUCUGAUUUAAUCACGGAUUAUCUUGGGAUAUUAAAAUGGCCGAUAAUUUAAUCCGAAAAUGAAAACUCACGCGUCAAUACUCACUAUUUUCGAAAGUCGUCAAAUGAUUUAAAAGACACUUAUAGCCAGCCCAAGUAUACCAAACAUUCACGCUCAAUAGCUGGAUCAAGAGAAAAGAAAGAAGACAAAAGCAACUGCUUAUGUGACAAGCCUGGUGGGGAUACCAAGACCCCGGGAGCGGGCCGCUCCACCAAAUGACUUCAACGUCUGUAAAACGACUGCACACAUGAAUGUGUGCAAGUGUUACAAGAUGAACAGUUUCUAACAGAAGGAAUUGUUAAUCUGGUGUGCGCUUAUCACUCUUCUUGCCUUACUUCCUUUUUCUACAGAAGAGUCAAAGGAGUAUCUCGCCAUUUAGAAUUUCACGCAUUUACAGGCGUGAUACUGUAUCCUGUUAUGCGGGUAGGGGGAAAAGGCAGUACUUACUGUAUUUCCCGAAUCCACAGAUGGUCUUCGACAGCUAGCCUUCAGGCCAGUCGAAAUAAAAGACAGAAUGUUUGGCAACACUUGAGCGCUUUUUACUGCUUCUAUACGACUGAACAAGUGCAAAGAAUCGGAAGUAGACAAGGCAAGAAUUUAGCUCCUCGUGAAAAAAGGAACAGCAUUUGAUAUCAUUCUACCAACGAAGGCAGCUAUCAUACAACACACCAAGAAAGCUGCCUUUCAAGCAGGCCAUUGUUGGGGGCAAGCACUCCUCCCUGUCUCAACACUUCCGUCUUUUUAGCAGAAUGGACAACAGUUGCCAUAGCCGCUUUGGACAAACGCUACCAGAGCUUUUCAAGGUGUGCCAAUAAGCCAAAGAACUAUUAGAUGAGGAACCAAGAGCUAUUCGAUGCAAGAUAGGCUGCCAAGCACGCUGCACUUGCACCCAAGCCAGCAUGAAAUGUUCAGCACUUGGCAGCUCCAUUAAAUCGUUUAACGAUAAAGCUGUAAGAUAUCUGAACUGCAUUAAAUAAAGAAAACAAUUCUCAUCGGAGUUUCUUAUUACGUUAGACCGACGUAUUAUGAACCACACUCUUCUUGUUUUAUAAGAAUCUAUUUUUAAGAACGUCCAAGAUUAACUAAGAUUUCACUAAUUUUUAACAAAAUGCCGAGGCUCACAUAGCAAGAAAACAUUUUCUUUAUAUUAAAUUGGUGCUUUUAUCAUUUGUGCAAUUCUAUUUUAAAAAAAUGCUUUAUUGCUUAUUCGUAUAUGCAUUAAUCUGGUUUGAUUAGAGUGUGCAGAAACAGGUUUGGAAACCUACUUCCGGUUUAAAAAAGUAAAAUUAAUAGCAGAAACCUAAUCAGUUUUGCCUUUUUUACAACUUAAAAGUAUUAAAUGGAUUUCAUGAAUAUUUUUUGAAACAAGAUGUGCAUCUCUGUGUUUUCAAAAAUGCCAAAUUUAAUCUCCAGUGCAAAAUGGCUGCAAUUAUAAUAAACCAUAUUAGUCGGUGAUAAAAGCCGAUUUUAUCUUGGCUCCAUAGCUUAUCUUAUAAAGGUUAUUGCAACCUACAACUGCAAUAAAAUUGGUGUCUUUUGCUAGAGGGCGCGGGGUGAAAUAAACGUCCGAGGUUUUACUUUCGACUACUUCCGGUUAAAGGUGGCUAUCACCUUUAAAGUUCCAUAAAUUACAAAUUUGCGGUUAUUUUAAAAAAUACUGGGUUUAAAUACAUUCUUUGACUUUUAUAUUAGUUGUCUAGUGAAAAACAGUAUCAAAAUGUGCAAGUUUAUUUAUUUUUUAUAAAAAGGUAGUUUACUUCCGGUUCAAAAUGGCGGCCAAAUCAAUACUCCUUAUUAAUUAGAAAUCUGAGCUUGGUUCUAUAGCCUACCUUCAAAAGGGUAUUAAAAACUAUCACUAUACUAAAAUUGGUAACUUUAGCAAAAAGUGCGCAAAAAUAAUUUUAAAGUUCUGUGAAAAAGAGCUGUUUAAAAAAAUUCUUAAACGUAGAUAUACUACCUUGCCUCAAGCCCGCUGGCCACUAAAUGGAGAGACGUCCGAGGCUUUGGAACCAGGGUAUAGAUAUACUUAAUUAAGAAAUCUUUAGAUAUUGCAGUCUCGGGUCGGCGAAUCAAGGCUCAUUAAACUAAGACAGAUGGUUAUUUUAGCCAAUAGGGGACUUGCACUAACUAAUAACUUGAC